CUCCUUUUAUAGGGUGAAAUUCCCAUUCAAAAUUGUCAUCCACCGAUGUGGGACUUUUGACAAUUUCAACAGGGUCAAAAUAGAACAAGUCAAUAAAUGGGCGGAUCAUUGAUCAGCCUAAAAGUUUCUUGGACUGAGAUGGACUAGGUCAAGAAAAGCUAAAAUUUGACAUUAUUAAUUUCUUGAAGUUGCGUACACAACUUCAAUAUUCUCUAGGAUUUUCCAUUUUCUUGAAAAGUUAACUGGCCUUAAAUUUAGGGUUAAUUUCAUGCGCUGAACUUAACCCGUUGUAUUAGUAAAGUCAUAAUAAAGUGAAAGAUCACUAUUUUUAUUGAUGAUUUUUUCUUAGCUGACCUAAUAAUUACAUUUAGUUAUUUAAUGUCAAUGACUAUAUGUCACACUUUUUAAUGGAUAUUUGAAGCUAUCUUAUUAUACAGCAUUGGAAUGUGGUCUUCCUUUCCUAAAUCCCUACAAGGAUCAGAAUGGAAAUUUCACACAUGGUGCAAAUUUCGCAGUAGCAGGAGCUACUGUUUUGCCAGGUGAAAUCAUGGCUGAGAAGAAGAUUUCUAAUUCAGUAACCAAUAGUUCAUUAAAUGUGCAACUUGAUUGGAUGUCUUCUCAUUUCAAAUCCACUUGCUCUACUGAAUGCUCAGAAGACCUAAAGAAGGCACUUUUCCUGGUUGGAGAAAUAGGAGGAAAUGAGUUUAAUUAUAGUUUAUUGCAAGGUAAAGCAAUGGAGGAACUUAGAGCUAUGGUCCCUGAAGUUGUUCAGACCAUUGUCAAUGCUGUUAAAACUAUCAUUGGGUUUGGAGCUGUCCGAAUUGUCAUUCCUGGAAAUUUCCCAAUUGGUUGUAUACCAAAUUUGCUAACAACGUUUUUGACCAAUAAUUCAACUGCGUACGAUGAUAAUCAUUGCUUGAAAGAUCUAAAUGACUUGGCAAUUCUCUACAAUCAUCAUUUGCAAAAAGCCAUUCAAGAGCUGAAGAAAGGACAUCCAAAUAUUACAUUGGUUUAUGGUGACUACUACAAUGCCUAUCUCUGGCUUCUACAAAAUGCCGCAAAUCUUGGUUUUGACAAAAACUCUCUACUGAAGGCUUGUUGUGGAAUAGGAGAAACAUAUAAUUACGACAAAAGUAGAAUAUGUGGAGCUCCAGGACUGCAAAUUUGUACCGACCCUAGUACUUACAUCAGUUGGGACGGAAUUCAUUUGACACAACAAGCCUACAAAUGGUUGGCAAGAUGGCUAAUCGAUAACAUGCUACCAAAAUUGAAAUGCCAAGCUUAAUUUAGGCUUCCUUUUCUUUUUCUUCGCAAAGUUCAUCAAUAGAUCUAUUAAAAAUUUAAAAAUAGGCCUCUCAUUUCUUUCUCAUUUGUAUAUAGAGCAAUGCGGAGCGAAGCCAUUGUCAUAAAUUAGAAUGUAUUCAAUCCAUUUAGUAG
This is a messenger RNA of Nicotiana tabacum (common tobacco), 1437 nucleotides long. NCBI's taxonomy places the organism in Eukaryota, Viridiplantae, Streptophyta, Magnoliopsida, Solanales, Solanaceae. The record is from RefSeq and is a predicted model, not a curated record.